Messenger RNA from Vicia faba (fava bean), 1167 nucleotides. Lineage: Eukaryota; Viridiplantae; Streptophyta; Magnoliopsida; Fabales; Fabaceae. The record is from the annotation of a GenBank genome assembly.
AUGCAUGUGCCACCAAGAGUUUCUCCAAGAAUAAUAAGGCCAUCUCUGCCUCCUAAUUCUGCACAAUUUAUUCAUCCACAAUCAUUGCGGCCUUUUGGUGGCCACAUAGGAUUCCAUGAACUAGCACCUCCAGUGGUAUUUGUCCCAGCUCCAGCUCCACCUCCACCCCAGGAUUCACUAAGAGGUGUUCCCUUUGUGCCUCCAAUGGCACAUCCCACUCUUUAUUAUGCAGGGGGGCCAGACCCUCAGUUGCAUAGUAUGAUUUUUAGUCAGAUUGAGUACUAUUUUAGCAAUGCAAAUUUAGUUAGGGAUACAUUCUUGCGGCAGAAAAUGGAUGACCAGGGCUGGGUUCCAAUAAAACUAAUUGCAGGCUUCAAAAAAGUAUUGCUUUUGACAGACAAUAUCCAGCUUAUAAUGGAUGCAGUUCAAACUUCACCUGUUGUUGAAGUGCAGGGAGACAAAAUAAGGAGGAACAAUUGGAUUGGAUGCUAUGAUGGGAGGACUGAACUGAUUUCUCACGCAGAUAAGCUUCUACAGACAUGUGAAGCUAUUGAUACAGAUGAUGAUGAUGAUGUUAAGGAAAAAAUUCUAAAGCUUGGUAUUUGCGUCCUGCAUGGUUCAGAAAAAGUCGCUGCAAAGGAGCUUCUGAGCCGUAUUACAUUGGCCGUGUCAAAGCUUAAAAAUGGGACUAAUACUGAAGAUAUCCUGAACGAUGACAAUCAUACAGCUAAUUCUUCAGGUUCUUCAGGUAACGGCAAUGCUGCAAUGGAUACUACAGACGAUGAAGGUCCUUCUAAGCAUCUAAAUGCUCAAAAAGGAACACAGUCUUUUCGUUAUCAAUUCGAGUUAUUAAAGCUAGAUGCUGAGUUUGAUAAGGCUAUGGAGGAUCUUGAAAAAUCCCAGAAGUAUGAAUAUAAGCUGGCAGAGGAAAGUCUUCAUACGCAUAAGAAAUAUUUACUAAAUAUUUCACAGCAACUGGAUAAAGAGAAAUCCGAGUUAGCAAGCAAAUCCGACACAUCUUGUUCGAGUGUCUUGCUUCAAACUGUCGAGAAAAGAAAUGAAAACCUAAAACGGGAACUCUUCCUCAAUCACCUUACGCUACUGAUCCAGCAUGGUCUGACUCCCUUUGGAAAAUUCUGCAGGUUACAUGGGAUGAUCCUGAUUUAG